AUGGCAGCUUUAUUCUCCAACUUAUUCUUGAGCUCACCAUCUCCCACCCCAAUUGCAAUCGAAGACUCCGACUUUGCCGAUUUCGCAGAAGUGCUUGAACCGACUCGGGCUCCAAUUUUGGCUUCAGACCAAAAACAUCUAGAAUCUAGUAGCCAACUGACUGAUACACAGUCUAUUCCUUACACAAAAUGGUACAACGUGCACGAACGACAUUCUCUCGGAGAAUUUAAACAGGAAGCAGUUAUUAUAAUUUUACUUCUUUUCAUAGUCUUAAUACAUCUUUUCGGAACUAAAAUAAACCGAAAGAAGGCCAAGAAAUUAAUAGGAGAAUUUGGGCCUAUUUUGCACAAAGAGUUUAGUCUGCUAGGCUUUGAGACCACACCCCCAACCGAACACGACGAAUGGCAGGCGGAAUCAGUUCAUGGAAUACUAAAAGAAAAAUCACCCUCGGAGUUCUCAACCUACGCUACAGGACGUCAGAACGUAGCUUUCAUCGAUAUCGAUUUGACCCUCCUGAAGCGUUACAGCCCUCUCACUCUUGUAGCUGAAGCUGCAAUGAGUGUAUUCUUUGAGGGUAUGAGUGCACCAAGCGAGCAUGUAGGGGUCACUUUAUAUCCGUUUGAUGGAAAGGAGCAUCUUCUCGUCCCUGGACAAAUACCUGGCUCUAAUGAGCUGCGUAAAGGUGGAAAAAGUACCUACGAUGGCUUUGUCUGGGCUGUUGUAAAUAAAGACAACAUCAAACAGCUCCGUGAUGAUCGUUACGAUAUUUCCCUCACGAGCACCAAAGAUAGUAAUAAGCUCCCAAAAUGGACUACCGUCAUGAGCGAGAGCGCAGAAAUAACUGAAGCUCUUUUGACUACGGAGCUGAUCCAUGCAAUUGAGCAAUCUGGUGACUUGUUUAAUCACUUGAUCAUUACAGAUCAACCGGUUGAACAGCCAUUAAAACUUGAAGAUACCACCCCUCGGAAACGCAUCAGCCUAAGUUUAAAAAUUCCAUCAUCAAACGACUAUUCUAGUGUUCUAAAUCUUCUCCAGUAUGUAUUGAAUUUGACCGACUUACUGGUACAACACGCGCACUUCCGGCCUGAAGUCCUUCGCAAAGUAAAAUCUGCACGUGAUGAUGCUAUCCGGAAGAUACAAAAAGCUGAUGAAGAGGAAAAGGCAGAGCAAAGAAAUCUUGAACGAGAGAAAGCUAAAAAGCAGAAAAGAAAUCUUGAGCUACAGGCAUUGGACUCCAAGGCGCAGAAAAAAUAUUUAGAAAGAGAAAAGGAAAAAGGACUGAGAAAAAAUCAGAAAAAAAUAACCUAA
Molecule: messenger RNA, 1308 nt
Organism: Blumeria graminis f. sp. triticale
Lineage: Eukaryota; Fungi; Ascomycota; Leotiomycetes; Helotiales; Erysiphaceae
Source: the annotation of a GenBank genome assembly